Messenger RNA from Cyphomyrmex costatus, 939 nucleotides. RefSeq lists its product as uncharacterized. The record is from RefSeq and is a predicted model, not a curated record. The coding region runs from base 1 to 939 and encodes 312 amino acids. NCBI's taxonomy places the organism in Eukaryota, Metazoa, Arthropoda, Insecta, Hymenoptera, Formicidae. The transcript has 5 exons.
AUGUCUUGCCUAAGCGCGUUGCACACGCAGAUAGGGACCUUGUUUUCCGUGCCCCACGAGAUUCUACUUCUGCGACACAAGGUUUUCCGUGAAUAUGCGAAAAUCGCAGUUGGGCCAGACUUUAUCCACACCCUGCCAUCCUUCCUAAUCCUAACAGCCGUGGUACUCAUCCUUUGGAAGAAUCCUCCGUCCUCCACGCGGAUUAUGAACAUCGUAGGAGGGACAUUUAUUUACAAAAUAUUUCAGGUGUCAGUUAGUUGGCUCGCAGUUAAUGCGCUUUUAUGGUUAUGGCUGAUCCUCCAAAGGAUACUUUAUUGCAGCGUCUGGCAUUAUUGGAGUUACGAAUCUGAAUAUCGUGAUAUUUCAUAUCCCUGGUGGCAACAUGUCUGGUCUUCAUACUAUCCUGUAUCCAUACAGCCACCGAUAAUGUCGGCCUGUUUUAUUAGUUGGAUUAUCACGAUGACAAUUGCGGUAAUUGCUUUGGGAUGUGCAAACUCUACAGAUCGCGUGGAAACGUUUGUUAAAGAAUCUUUAGUUAAAUUUUGGAAUGCGCUUGCAAUGGUUAAAUUAUGUAUGGAAUGGUCAGAGGACGGAGCGCAAGAGGAGAUACCCCUAACUACCGAAGCGAACGCGAUAUUGGACGAGGGCGAAAUGAGUAUAGUUUGCGACGACGACCGCUUAGAAAUGUCGAAUGAUAUAAACAACGCGCCGCGUGGGGAUAUACAUCCGAUUUCUUACGGAACGAAUUGGAUGCCGCAACCAAAUUUCUCUUCGUUCAAGGAAAUGCAGCGGAAAAUGUCAAUGAAAUCCUUUCAAACCGUGGCAGGCGCUAAUGACGUUCAGGAUCCUGAUAAAUUCGCGACUAAGCAAUUGCGAAACCGACGCGGCUGUCACACCGUGAUACCGAGCAAUUCCAACGAGCAAUCAAGCGAAUGUUGA